This is a messenger RNA of Galleria mellonella (greater wax moth), 781 nucleotides long. RefSeq lists its product as uncharacterized. The record is from RefSeq and is a predicted model, not a curated record. Lineage: Eukaryota; Metazoa; Arthropoda; Insecta; Lepidoptera; Pyralidae. The transcript has 5 exons. Bases 72 to 719 code for a protein of 215 amino acids.
UGGCAAUCUCUAUGUUAUAAAUAUGACCUUGCACUUGAAUAUGAAUGUAGUUUUGUUUUAUAACUAGUAAAAUGGAGGUCAAAUUACUUAUUCUGUCGAUUGUCUUCUCCUGGUGCCUGGUACAGCCAGCGUACAGCACCUCGCACAUCAUCGCAGCUAAGGCUGCAGUUGCCAAGGCUGCAGCUGCCAAAAGUGUUGUGAAGGGCGCUGCCACGAUCGGCGCUGGAGCCCUUGUAGCUAAAGGCGCUGUACUCAAAGGUGCAGCACUACUUGCGGCGAAGGGAGUUGCAGUUAAAACUGCAGCUCUAUUAGCAGCCAAAGGUGCAAUAAUCAAAGGGGCAAUAGCAAAACAUAUAGCAAAACAUGCUAUUUUAAAUGCAAAGGCAGUCAAAGCAGACGCGGUCGUUACAGCCCCAAAGCAGCCAUUUAUAGUUGAGAGCGUCGAGAAAGCUGUAAUACACCCUGUUAUUUAUUCUGUCCCUCAGCCGGAAGCCGUCGUAAUAACUCCACCAAAACUAUCUACAAUCAUAGAGAAGUUACUUGGGGUAGCCAACGCUACGAAGAAAGCAGUAGUCACCAAAUCUAGCGCAAUAGCAGAUUUCCUCUCUUCCUUAAUGCCAACUAAAACCCUUGUGAAGCCUCCGCCAUAUUUAUUCUAUGGUAUUGUGACUUCGCCGAAGUUUGGCGUGCCCGUGAUUGAAAAAACUGAAAAAUGUUGAUAGUUAUUUAUUAAUGAGUUAGCUUCGUAAUUUAAAGUAUCUGAAAUAAAUAACUUGUAAAU